Xiphias gladius (swordfish) is the source of this 3686-nucleotide messenger RNA. It is a transcript of the gene elavl2, whose product is annotated as ELAV like neuron-specific RNA binding protein 2. The transcript has 8 exons. Gene Ontology annotation, cellular component: ribonucleoprotein complex. Gene Ontology annotation, molecular function: RNA binding. NCBI's taxonomy places the organism in Eukaryota, Metazoa, Chordata, Actinopteri, Istiophoriformes, Xiphiidae. The record is from RefSeq and is a predicted model, not a curated record. The coding region runs from base 158 to 1327 and encodes 389 amino acids.
GGCUCUGAUUAGUUUACUUAGGGUGGCGGCGUUCCCGCCACCGCCCCCUAUUCUACUGCGCCAAGACUGCGACCAAAAGUUUGAUGUCUGCAGACUUUACAUCAAUAAAUACCCGCAACGCCGAUUCAACACCUCAAGACGGCAACUCCAAACUAACAUGGCAGUCAGACUGUGCGAUGUGGCUUCUCUGCUUAGAAGUGGUUCGUGGGCACCUGAGCCUUGGACUGGGCAGGUAAUUGCUGCCAUGGAAACACAGCUGUCCAAUGGGCCAACUUGCAACAACACGAGCAACGGUCCUUCAACAAUCUCAAACAACUGCUCCUCACCUGUAGAGUCAGGGAGCAUAGAGGACAGUAAAACUAACUUGAUAGUCAACUACCUGCCUCAGAACAUGACCCAAGAGGAGCUCAAGAGUUUGUUUGGGAGCAUCGGAGAAAUUGAGUCCUGUAAACUAGUUCGAGACAAAAUAACAGGGCAGAGCCUAGGCUAUGGAUUUGUGAAUUACGUUGACCCGAAGGACGCAGAAAAAGCCAUCAAUACUUUAAAUGGCUUGAGACUUCAGACCAAAACCAUUAAGGUUUCCUAUGCGCGUCCAAGCUCCGCUUCCAUCAGAGAUGCAAAUUUAUACGUCAGUGGUUUGCCAAAGACCAUGACUCAGAAAGAACUGGAGCAGCUCUUUUCUCAGUAUGGACGCAUCAUUACCUCACGCAUUCUGGUGGACCAGGUGACCGGUGUUUCCAGAGGGGUUGGCUUUAUUCGUUUUGACCGGCGAGUUGAGGCUGAGGAGGCCAUCAAGGGUCUGAACUGUCAGAAGCCGCCUGGUGCCACGGAACCCAUUACAGUCAAGUUUGCAAACAACCCAAGCCAGAAGACCAGCCAGGCACUGCUGUCCCAGCUGUAUCAGUCACCCAAUCGAAGGUACCCAGGACCCCUCGCACAGCAGGCACAACGCUUCAGGUUGGACAAUCUGCUGAACAUGGCCUAUGGAGUCAAAAGCAGGUUCUCCCCCAUGGCCAUUGACGGGGUGACCAGCUUGGCUGGCAUCAACAUCCCGGGGCACGCAGGCACUGGCUGGUGUAUCUUCGUCUACAACCUGGCUCCAGAUGCAGAUGAAAGCAUCCUUUGGCAGAUGUUUGGGCCGUUCGGUGCUGUCACAAAUGUCAAAGUUAUUCGCGACUUCAACACAAACAAGUGCAAAGGAUUUGGUUUUGUCACCAUGACUAACUACGACGAGGCAGCCGUGGCCAUCGCCAGCUUGAAUGGAUAUCGCCUUGGGGACCGAGUGCUGCAAGUCUCGUUCAAAACCAACAAAACACACAAAGCCUAAAUACCCACUGAGAUUGUUUCUAGAAAACUCAGCAGAAAAUGGAAACAGAAAAUGGAAACGUACCGACCGUAACUUUCUACAUUAGUAAAAACAGCUUUGUAAAUCAGUGUUACGAAGAAAAACAAUAUUUAGCGUCCAACAAUGUGAUUUUUUUUUUUCUUCUUUUUCCUUGCUACGCUCUGAAUCUUCUCAAUAUACUUUAAGAAAAAAAUACUGCAGGUUUUAAUGCCUGUGAUGUUGAAUUCUCUUGCUGUCUUUACAGAUGGACCAUCUAAAACGUUACUAUAGGUUUUGUCAUUUUGUUGCACAUCUGCUUUGAAACAGUAAGUCUUGUAAGGUUAUGUGUAGUGAUUUUCUUUGUAUUUUUCUGUGUCCUGAUUUGCCUUAGGUGCGUUAUGCCUUCAGUGGUUAGCAAGUACUUAUUUUGAUCUGUUUGCGGUUUUGUUGAUUUUGCAGGUAUUCCGUUUAUUGUAAUAUGAGUUGGUUAUUGGUUGGCUGCAUAAUGUUGCUUAUUGUAAACUUAACGGAUAAAAGACAAAAAAAAAAUUCUUAAAGCAGUACCUUGCCAAAGAGCUAAGAACCUCUUUGAUGUGGGUUUAAAAAGCAUCUAUUUUUAUAAAAAGAAAAAUUUGGAGAAACUUUUUACUGGACCUGGAACAAAAUAUUUUGACUUGGAUACUUUGAGAAAUAUCUUCAUAUGACACCUUGUGAGCUUUUGAACUUUACAAGAAAGUUUGCAGUGGUUGAAAUUUCUGGAGAGAUUUAUGAUGUAAAAGAUACCUUUUGAGAUCUUUGUAUUAUCUUUAGAUUAUAGAAUCAAUGGCAGUGCUGGUUUCAUUUGUAAAAUCAUCUGUGGGUCCCCCUGUCAUCCUGGUUGUUACCACUAGCAACUCGCUUUCCGAUUUGAUUUGGAAACGGACAAAAAUACAAAGGUUUAUUCGCAAAAAGUGCAUGCAAAAUUAUAAAGUGGAGAUAUACAUUAAAAGGUAAAUGGGGGAUAAAAAUCAGUUCUUCCUAAAGGAUUCCCUUCUGAUGGAGCUCAUGGUGUUUUGUGGUGUACCUACGAUAUAUCAUUAGACUGAUUUUGUCUUAAUAUCAACCAAUAAGGGUUUUUACAUACUUUGUAUGAAAGAAUGAGGACAAGCCCAUGAAGGCAGCAGCUUAAGAAAAACUAGUCUGAAGAAUAAGAACGGAUUACUCCUGAGCUUUGAGCUAUGUAAAUAAGUCCUUUUUUUUUAUGUUCAGUAUUUGGCAGACUUGUUUUGUUCUAGGUUUGACUUCAUUGGAAAGUGUGAGUAUAUAUUUUUUUUUUCCUUUUAUGGAGUAUGUAAGGUAUUUUCAUUUGGAUAUUAACCUUUUAAUUUCAGUUUACCUUUAGUUGGAAAAACUUGAUUUGUUGUCCCAUGGACUAGCAUUACAGUGCAUCAAAUUUGUUGGUUGUUUGGUCUGUAGAUAGUCUUGCUUCGUAUAAAAAAAAAAAGGUAUUAAGAAACUAUAGACAUUUGUUUUUGUUUUUUAUAUAACAUUAUAGAUAUAUAUUUAUGUGGUAAAGAAUGGAUAUAAACCACAGUUUUGAACAAUUUGAUUUUUUUUCUUUCUUACUCAUAUAUAUAUAAAUAUAAAAUAUAUAUAUAUAUAUAUAUAUAUAUAUACAUAUAUAUAUAUAUACGUAAUGCAUAUAACCUGUCUUUAAAAUCGUAAAAAGGUGUAUAUUGCUUUAUUCACUUCAGGGGAAGGUCAGUGAAGCAGUUCCAUUAACAAUAGCAAAAUUGGUUGCAGGAGUUUGUUGAACAACAUCUAACUUAUCUUGAACAAACAAAUGGAGGCUGUUCAAGCCUUAAAUGCACUGAAUACUGCACCUGCAUCCUGCUUGGUAUUAAAACCAAUUACUAGUCAUGCUUCCCCUUAAAUGAGCAGUGUGCUAUGCAUUAUAUAAUUAUCUUUGCAACUGCUUUUUCUUGUUUAUCUAUUCCUUCUUUGUGUUAUUUGUAACAGUUAAACUUUAAGUCUAGAUGAGUUGUGAUACUUGCUGCUGUGGGGUAGAGAUUACAUUUUUCAUGCCUGACCUGUCAUUCUUGAAAAUAACUUUCUUUUUUGUAACUUCAUGUUGAUUUGGUCUUGACAAAUUGUGCUGAUGGUCCGACAUGAAAAAAUGUUCCCUCCCACCCCUCUUAUCUCAAUUCUUAAUAUGAGAAUGAUUAUUUAUUUGAAGUUGUAUAGUCUGACUUGGUUCACAGCGUUUUUGGAAUAGAAUAUCUUUUGUUGAGUAUUUAAAAGGAUGUACAUGUUCUUUUCUUUGUGUUUGGAUACUUUGGAUUUUUUCCAUGUUCAGUACAUCAAUAAAUAAGUUGAAGGGCAA